This is a messenger RNA of Zingiber officinale, 369 nucleotides long. RefSeq lists its product as uncharacterized. NCBI's taxonomy places the organism in Eukaryota, Viridiplantae, Streptophyta, Magnoliopsida, Zingiberales, Zingiberaceae. Bases 1 to 369 code for a protein of 122 amino acids. The transcript is spliced from 2 exons. The record is from RefSeq and is a predicted model, not a curated record.
AUGUCUCCGUACAGGAUUGUGUAUGGAAAAACUUGUCAUCUACCUGUGGAGAUUGAGCAUAGGGCGUAUUGGGCAGUCAAAGCAUGUAAUUUUGAUAGCAACAUGGUUGGAGAAGAGAGGAAAUUGCAACUUCAAGAACUUGAAGAGAUUAGGUUGGAAGCUUAUGAGAACUCACGGAUUUAUAAAGAAAAGACGAAAAGAUUUCAUGAUAAACAAAUUGAGGUAAAGGAAUUCCAAAUUGGUGACAAAGAUAUGUCUACUGGCCGAAUUCUUAAAGUGAAUGGACAUAGGCUUAAGAAGUUCCAUGAAGGAGUUAAUGGAUUGGUGGUGGAGGAAAUGGUCCAUAUUGAUGCCAUCUACCCAAGCUAA